Venustampulla echinocandica is the source of this 2307-nucleotide messenger RNA. RefSeq lists its product as uncharacterized. Bases 1 to 2307 code for a protein of 768 amino acids. The transcript has 5 exons. Gene Ontology annotation, molecular function: metal ion binding. The record is from RefSeq and is a predicted model, not a curated record. Lineage: Eukaryota; Fungi; Ascomycota; Leotiomycetes; Helotiales; Pleuroascaceae.
AUGGCAAUGUCUGCGAACGCAGCCCGAGCUCUGGAGCAGGUCAAGAUGGGCCUAUAUAUGCUCUACGGAGCUGCCUAUUUUACAGAAGACGAAUGGAUCAAGAUCGACGGGCUGAUCCACAAAGGCAAAUAUGUCUUCACACAAGGACCGCCAGCAAACUUCCUCGAAGACGAAUUGAUGAGCUUCGACCAUGCCGUAGAGCCUGAACCCUCCGUAAAAAUAUCCGACUCGUUUGAAUUCAUCGACAAACAUAAUACAAAAGUGUCGGAGGAGGCAUUAUCCUCUACCAGCUCCAAAUCCACCGAUUCCCCAUCCUCGGCCGAAACGCCCAAUGAACCCUCCCCAGAUGCAUCUUCACCUAAAGAAGCGCCCCUGGCGCCCCCACAGCCAGAAGAAGAUAUUCCGUUCAACCUAUCCUCCGACAUGACAAAACCGCCCGUCGAGGAACGAGUUGAAGAACGAGUUGAAGAACCAGUUGAAGAACCAAUUGAAGAACCCGUUGUCGAAUCCGCUGUCGAAUCCGCUGUCGAACCCGUUGCAGAACCGGUCAGACCUGCACCAGUGAGCAGACCAAGUAACGGUGGUUUCGCUCUCGGAUAUACGCAGGCACACGUCGACGAAAUCAAGGCCUUCAAUGCUUCAUUGACCAAAGCAGGCAGCAAAUCUCGCCCCAAGUACACAAAGGAAUCAUACACUUCACCGGAGCGGUCUGAGGACGGCGAAUACCCAUCCGAAGACAACCCAUGGCCAGCAGAAAACACAGCUGAAGAACAAGAUUACCCAUCUUCAGUCCAGACGGAGGAUGAUCAUCGCAUCCAGACUUGGGCUUCGGGCGUGGAGUCCCAGGGAUCUCAGCCUGGGAGAACCACAGCCCGAAACAACAGCGCUGGGUCACGCCAAACACUCGCAGAGCCAGUGAUAGCUCUGGUAACCCAAUUCCAGGAGACACAUGGACGACUCCCUAAAGUCCCAAAUGAUAUAUACCAGCCAAACAAUGCCCAGUUCCGGACCUUAGCUCGACGCCCCGAAUCUCGCGCAUCUAACAGAACCAGCAAGACCAUCAAAUCUAUCACUAAAUCCAUCGCCAAAGCCACUACUUUUGAAAACGUUUUCCCCCCUCCUGCACUAAACGUUGCCAGUGGCACCGUCCUCGUUGCUCAGAAGAAUGACGACAGCUCAUCACAGCUCCGUAUCCAGAUCCGCGCUGGCGAUCAUAUCAAGGUGGUCAAGCACGUCUCUGGCAUCCUCCAUUACGGAACAAAUCUGCGUACCAAUGCUUCGGGCCAAUUCCCACACACGAUCUUUCAAAAGUCUGCCAAAGCACAAGAAGCCCCGAACCAACAAAAUCUGGUUGAGGCAGCCAGGCGGCUACGAGGCCCGAGUGUGAGCACGACCGCUUCCAAAGAUUUGGAUAGCGUUGAGCGCAUCAAUGCUUCGGAGUGGGAUGAGGUUCCCGCGAGGCGAAAAGUAGCUACUCCCGCCCCUACGCGUCCGUCCAAGGGUGGACUGGCAAAUUCCAGAUUUGCAGCGUUGGUCGAGAGCGAGGAGUCGAAGCAGGACUUCGUCCAUGGCAUGACACGUGAGCAGGUGGACAAGAUUGUUGAUGCAAAGCUCCAACAAAUUCUCAACACACAGAAAGGCGGUAUCACCGCCAAGACUAAAUCGUCACUCCAGACCUCAGAUGAUGCCCUCAAAUCAGUCACUCCCAAAUCAGCAACAUGCUGGUUCUGGGCAACGCCCAACAAAGGCUGCCGCUUCACGGCAGAUGAAUGCAGAGACUUGCACGAGAUUCUGCCAGGAAGUAUCGCGGAUUCGAACCCCGCUAACUUUCGUAGCGGUAAACCAACCUGGGGCGCCGCUGGUGACUACGUCCCUCCCACCCCUCCUACAGGACCCUCCGCAGACAAGUCGAAAUAUACGUGCCAUUUCUGGGCCAAUGGAGGAAAUUGCACCUAUCCUGCUGACAAGUGCAAGUAUCUGCAUGCGUGGAGCACCGCGGGCGUGGCGGGGAGACCGGGGAGGUCAUUUGGCGGUAAGGUCAUUGACUGGAAUCGGAGUGCUCGUGCUGAGAAAGCGGAUGCUAUUGAUGGCUGGGGAUCGAGUGAAGGGUGGGGUGCUGAUACAUCUGGGGGCUGGGGUGCCAGUCCCACUACCGGAGAAGCAGCUGACGAUGAAUUUGUGCUGGAGGAGGUGAACGGUUCGUCGGGAACUGCUCAGGGCGGGUGGGAUUCGGGGGCUGAUAAAUAUAAACCCCCACAUAUAAAAGCCCUCGAAGAGCGCGCCCUAGAACCCUCUACCAUGUGGUGA